Arachis duranensis is the source of this 1491-nucleotide messenger RNA. RefSeq names its product glycerate dehydrogenase. The record is from RefSeq and is a predicted model, not a curated record. The coding region runs from base 67 to 1227 and encodes 386 amino acids. Gene Ontology annotation, molecular function: hydroxypyruvate reductase (NADH) activity; NAD binding; hydroxypyruvate reductase [NAD(P)H] activity. The transcript is spliced from 13 exons. NCBI's taxonomy places the organism in Eukaryota, Viridiplantae, Streptophyta, Magnoliopsida, Fabales, Fabaceae. Gene Ontology annotation, cellular component: cytosol.
AAGAAGCUAACUCAAAUUUCAGUGUAGUGUGUUUCCAUUUUUCAACUUUGAAGCUCAACUGUUUCAAUGGCAAAGCCAGUUUCAAUUGAGGUAUGGAACCCAAAUGGGAAAUACAGAGUUGUUAGCACAAAACCAAUGCCCGGAACUCGUUGGAUCAAUCUCCUUAUCCAGCAAGAUUGUCGUGUUGAAAUAUGUACACAGAAGAAAACAAUUCUCUCAGUUGAAGACAUUAUUCAACUAAUUGGUGAUAAGUGUGAUGGAGUUAUUGGUCAGUUGACUGAAGACUGGGGAGAAGAGUUGUUCAAAGCUUUGAGCAGAGCUGGAGGCAAAGCUUUCAGUAACAUGGCAGUUGGUUAUAACAACGUUGAUGUCAACGUUGCUACCAAGUAUGGUGUUGCUGUUGGAAACACUCCUGGAGUUCUGACUGAGACAACGGCAGAGCUGGCAGCUUCAUUGACUUUAGCAGCUGCUAGAAGGAUAGUUGAGGCUGAUGAGUUCAUGAGGGCAGGAUUAUAUGAUGGAUGGCUCCCUCAUCUUUUUGUUGGAAAUCUGCUGAAAGGACAAACAGUUGGUGUUAUUGGAGCUGGCCGUAUUGGAUCGGCUUAUGCAAGAAUGAUGGUUGAAGGAUUCAAGAUGAACCUGAUUUACUUCGAUCUCUACCAGUCAACUCGACUCGAAAAGUUUGUUACAGCUUAUGGUGAAUUCUUGAAAGCGAAUGGCGAGAAACCGGUGACUUGGAAAAGGGCAUCAUCCAUGGAUGAGGUCCUUCAGCAGGCAGAUAUAAUUAGUCUUCAUCCUGUCUUGGAUAAAACCACUUAUCAUCUGGUUAACAAGGAGAGACUCUCCAAGAUGAAGAAGGAAGCAAUACUAAUAAACUGCAGUAGAGGGCCUGUUAUUGAUGAAGCUGCACUUGUUGACCAUUUGAGGGAGAAUCCAAUGUUUCGCGUAGGACUCGACGUGUUUGAGGAUGAGCCUUACAUGAAACCUGGGCUCUCAGAGAUGAAGAAUGCUAUUGUGGUACCUCACAUUGCUUCUGCUUCUAAGUGGACUCGUGAGGGAAUGGCCACACUAGCUGCUCUAAAUGUUCUGGGUAAGAUCAAAGGGUACCCAAUUUGGUUUGAUGCCAAUAGAGUGGAACCGUUUCUGAAUGAGAAUACUCCACCACCAGCUGCAUGCCCAAGCAUUGUUAAUGCAAAAGCUCUUGGUUUGCCAGUUUCAAAGCUAUAGGCAUGUCUACAUGCUCGUGUUUUUUUCUCCUAUGGGGGGCCUUCAAUUGCAGAAAAAAAGAUCAAUUUUUGUGUGUUGAGUUAGGCUCUUGUGGCAUGGAAGGGUGAAAUACCUGAGAAGAUUUGAUAUGUAGAGUGCUGAUGGCAAUGUAUGAAUAAUUACAUACUAUCAUGUUCAUAUUAGCAACUUAGCAUCAAGUACUUGUAAUGCAUUUGAAAUGCUAAAUAAGCAUAAAUGAACUUACAUACAUGAGGAUUGAGUAAA